Messenger RNA from Heterostelium album PN500, 471 nucleotides. RefSeq lists its product as uncharacterized. The coding region runs from base 1 to 471 and encodes 156 amino acids. The record is from RefSeq and is a predicted model, not a curated record. The transcript is spliced from 2 exons. NCBI's taxonomy places the organism in Eukaryota, Evosea, Eumycetozoa, Acytosteliales, Acytosteliaceae.
AUGGGUUUAGUCGCAAUAAGAACAGUAUUAUUUAUAAUCUUUUGUUUUUGGAUUGUAUCUAUAGCUCUAACAUCAGUAUCUCUAACUAAAGACUGGUAUUAUAUACAUAUAAAACAACAAAAUAUAUCCUCAAUCAAUAAUUACUAUUUCAAUUUAUUUGAAUAUAAACAUUCAAUUAACUUCUUAAGAUGUGGUGGUACCAAUUUCUGUGAUAAUUUCAAAGGUAACAAUCAAACUUUAACCAAUCCUUAUAACCCAGGAUCAGAUACACCCACAAAGAUAGAAUACGGACCAUCGAAAGGAUUUUACCUGGGAUUGGCAGCAUUGGUCGUUCUCUUUGUAAAUCAAUUUAUUGGAUGCGCACUCUCGAAAAUGAAAACAGAAAAGAUUGACAUGACAACUAAAAAUAGAUAUGGAAUAGAACUAACCAAUACAAAUCAAAAUAAAGUUGAUGAAGAACUUAAACAAUAA